Messenger RNA from Frankliniella occidentalis (western flower thrips), 3387 nucleotides. RefSeq names its product zinc finger-containing ubiquitin peptidase 1-like. The transcript is spliced from 11 exons. NCBI's taxonomy places the organism in Eukaryota, Metazoa, Arthropoda, Insecta, Thysanoptera, Thripidae. The record is from RefSeq and is a predicted model, not a curated record. The coding region runs from base 396 to 2270 and encodes 624 amino acids.
AGUGAGGGGCGCGGGGGAAGAUCAAAGAGGCUGUGAAAUAUUCAACUGCAUAGAGAGUCAUGCUCCAAAGUUGUCAGGUUAAUUGGUAAUGUUUAUAUUUUUAAUAAAAAAUAAACAGAGUGUUCAGCUUUCCUUUUGUUUUCGAGUUUUUGCCCAGUCUCUUAGAAAUAGGGUGUCACAAACUCCGGUAGAUGACACAUUUCUAGUAACACUAUAAUAGAAUCUUAACCUGCACUGGAGAGCUACAAUUUCGACAACAUGUAGACUUUUAGAGUUGAAACGAUGAUAUACCAUACAUUCUGAAUGGAACCUACUUCAGCAAGAUCUCCAUAUGGUUUACUAUUAAUUUUCUUUCUACUCACUAUAAACGCUGCGAGGGGAUAUGACUUGUCAGAAUGGCUGAUCAAAGGCCUGACUCAAAUCAUUCAUGUGAAAUAUGUGGUUUAGAUGGUUUGUCAGAUGAAAGUCUAAGGUCUCAUAUGGCAAAUAACCAUCUGGAGGGGGCUGCAACCUGUCCAUUCUGUGACUUAGGUGAUAUCACUCCCAAAGAAAUGAUGAUUCAUGUCAACAGUGCCCAUUUGGAUUAUUUAACACCUGACAAUGAAUCAAUCUCCUUCAUUGAUGAAGAUGAUGACGAUAGUCCCUAUGACAACUCAAAAGAUCAAAACUCCUCUGCCUAUGCAACAAAGCCAAAUCAGUGUACUUCCAUUGUUGAGCCUUGUGCAAGCUCCAGUGCUUUUUCAGGGCAUUUUCCCGGCCUGACUGGUGGAUGGGGUGAACAUGGCCCUGGUUCUCCUUUACGUAAAAAGUUAGCUCUUCAACUGAAUUCUGAUACACCCCCUGCUCAGCUGUUACAAUGUCCUUUGUGUCAAUUUUCUAAUGUGUCAGCCUCCGUGCUUGAAGAACAUGUCAAUCGCGAACAUUUAGAUCCACUCAGUCCAAGUCCUGUUGAAGUUAGAAGUGAAGCACUGGUAGAGAAAUCUUUAGACUGUCCACUUUGCAUCGAAAAGUUUCAAUCUUCUACUGAGUUAGAGAGGCAUGUGAAUUUCAGUCAUCAAGACAUUCUCAGUCCUCAAAAGCCUGUGGCCAACAAUGAAGCAAGUUGCAGUGGUAAAAGAAAUGGGAUAACGAAUGAAGGCUGUCCUCUUUGCAAAAUGGCUAACUUUGCUUCUGAUCGUGAUUUGGCCUUGCACUUAGAGGAGCACUACAAGAGAAGUGACACAACUCCUGAUCUCAGUUCAGAUCAACUUCUGGCUAGAGCUGUUGAACAGCAAGAGAAAGAUAAUCGGCGACUGCAGGAGCAAAAGGAAUUUGAUAUGUUAAGAGCUCAGUAUGGUAUGGAUAACCAGGGCAAUUUUAAGGAGCAGAGUUUAACUAACAUGCAAAGGGCUGUUUGUUCUGGGGAAUUAACCAUUACUGAUUAUUAUGAAAGACAAAUGGAAUUAAGAAUGGCUGAAAAUUGUGGCAUCGAUGAUCAAUCAUCAUGUACAAAAGGUAUCAUUCAAAAGAUUCAUACACUCAGUUCAAUGUCCAAAAAUGUUGUGCGCACCUAUGUGUGCAGUAGAAUUGAUCAUUAUGCCUCAACAUACGGAGACAAAGGUUGGGGUUGUGGGUACAGAAAUAUGCAAAUGAUGAUAUCAUCCCUAACGCAUCAUACUAAAUACAAUGACCUAAUGUAUCGAGAAGAUGGAGGGCUCCUCGGUAUAAGUGCCAAUCAGCGCCAUGCUGUGCCUUCCAUUUCUCGACUGCAGAAACAUAUUGAGUGGGCCUGGAGCAAUGGGUUUGAUGCUCAGGGGUGUGAUCAACUUGGUAGGAAGCUAUUCAACACCAGGAAGUGGAUUGGUGCCACUGAAAUGAUGACAUUAUUGGCUUCAAUGCGUAUACGGUGUGAACUUAUUGACUUUCACCGCCCUACAAGCUCUGAUGGUAGUCAUCCACAACUGUUUAAUUGGAUACUACAAUACUUUCAAAAAACAGAUGACUUUAAACCACCAUUGUAUCUUCAGCACCAAGGUCAUAGCAGAACUGUAGUGGGAAUUGAAGUUCUACCAAACAGCUUAAACUUACUUGUGUUGGAUCCUAGUCAUGCUCCUCGACAGAUGGCACAGCUCUGUGACACAGGGUCUGGAAUGAAUGCUAUGCGCAUGAUAAGAAAGGGAUCAGGUACUAUGCGAGCUCGCCAGUACCAGCUUGUGACUGUCACUGGGGUUAUGCAAUCGGAGCAAGAAUUACAGCGGAGUAAAAGUCUUGUUUCCACUAAAAUACCAUGAUUAAUGGCAUGGAGUGGAUAUAGAAGAUCAAUUUAAAACUACUGCUUUUGACCUGUGGCUGGAAAGUUGGAAGGAAGAAGAAACUGUAAUUGCUUGGUGUUUAGGAGCUUUUUAAUUCAAACUAUUGUCUACCCUAAAAGACACUACAUUUUUUGCACAAUUCUGAUGUGAACAUUUCCACAGAGUAGGCAAAAUUCUUUCAUUUUUUUUCUUUUUAAGUAUAAGUAAUGUGUCAUAAUGCAUACUGCCGGUAUCCCAGGACUACUUCUGGAAAUCUCAUUGCCUGUGAUAAAUUUGCUUUAGUUACACCCAUUUUUAUUAUUUUUUUUAUCUGAUGUGCUUGUAUUUGCUCUUGUUUGAGUUCCACAUUGCUAGCUUAGUUUAGUAUUUUGGUAUGUUAAGUUAAAGAUCCUGUACUAGCUCAGAUAAAACAGGUAUUUUUCUUAUUAGAUGUUACUUAUGUUUAUUUUUAGUAAAUCCAUCUUGUCACUUCUAAAACUUUGUGUACAACUUAUAUACCAUUGCCUAUAUUAAGUCCGGCAUCUCCAGGGUCUGCUUUUGAGGCAAUCGUCCACUCUCCACAAAUUUCACCAAAGUGUCAAUUAUGUCUAGGUGUCUGCUAGGUCAGACUGUUUCAUUGCAUGAUUCUUUUAAAAUUUUUGUUUGGUGCUGUGUGGUAAGGUUUUGCAUCAGUAGAAAGUCAAUGCACAUGUUGCUUAGCCACAAGACCUUUUUUCAACAAAAUGACUCUUGAAGAUAAAAUGUUACUGUGGUGGUAGCAAAAAAAAACAAAAAACACUGCUUCAUUCAUCACAAUAGCUCUAUUUUUGCACUCCUACGUAAGAAUGAAUUAUGCAAUUAUCUAUAGUGUUUGUGUUGAGGGAAGGAUUUUAUCAAGUUUGAAUAUGAUUUGUUGUGUAUUUCUUGAAGACACAGUCUCCAAGAAUGUGAGUUGUGUUGGCACAAAAUGUGUAUAUUUAAGCUAAUAUGCCGACAGUUCCCUGUUCUUCCAGAAAUUAAUUCACAAGAAUUCCUGUUUAUGUGCUCUUCAACACCUGAAUUUUCUUUAAUGAUAUUGAUAUUGUACAUCUGCAAUAAAAUGUGAACUGAAAACAAA